AUGUUUGGUCUUUACGGCGGCAAGUCUUUCGAGCCCGAGAAGGACAUUUCCGACCUUUCGGGCAAGGUCAUCAUUGUCACCGGAGGAAACACUGGUCUGGGCAAAGAAUCCGUCCUGCAGUUUGCAAAGCACAACCCUUCCCAGAUCUACCUUGCAGCACGCACGGAAUCAAAGGCCAGAUCUGCAAUCGAGGAGAUCAAGUCGCAGGUCCCCAAUGCCAAAGUCGAAUUCCUAUCGUUGGAUUUGACGGACUUUGAGUCUGUCAAGGCUGCCGCAGACACCUUCAAGGAAAAGGAACAAAGACUGGACAUUCUGCUGAACAAUGCCGGCAUCAUGGCAGUACCCUACAGCACCACCAAGCAAGGCUAUGAGAUUCAGUUCGGCACUAAUCACAUGGGGCAUGCACUUUUGACCAAACUGCUGCUUCCUGUACUUCUCAAAACUGCCGAAGAACCCAACUCUGAUGUCAGAGUUGUUUCUCUGUCUAGCGAAGGACAUCAACUUGCACCGCAGAGCACUGGAAUCAUCUACGAUCAAGCCGCCGCCGAAAAGAACGGUACCUGGGCACGUUACGGCAGCGCAAAGCUGGCCAACAUUCUUCACUCUCGCGGCUUGACUGCUCAUUACCCUUCCAUCACCGCUGUUGCCGUUCAUCCGGGUGUCAUCAAGACUGAUCUCUUCGCUACCACGCAGCGUGACAACAUGCUUAUAAGAUAUGGUAUCGCUGCCGUCGGUGGAUUGUUCAUGCAGACUGUGCCUCAGGGAGCAAGAAACCAGCUCUGGGCAUGCACGGCGAACAAGGAGGAGGUCAGGAAGGGUUACUACUUCAAGCCGGUUGGCUCUUCGGGUAGUGGUACUGCGUGGGCCAAGAGUGAUAAGAAGGUCGAAGAGCUCUGGGAGUGGACGGAGACAGAGUUGGCCAAGCAUGGCUACUGA
Molecule: messenger RNA, 936 nt
Organism: Aureobasidium subglaciale EXF-2481
Lineage: Eukaryota; Fungi; Ascomycota; Dothideomycetes; Dothideales; Saccotheciaceae
Exons: 2
Coding region: 1-936 (311 amino acids)
Source: RefSeq, a predicted model, not a curated record